AUGUCCGACCAAGACGCUCAUCCAAACAAAUACAGCGAAUUGCGAAGUAACUACAAAUACUAUAUCGAUAUAUGCAAUACGUUAUAUCAGUUGAAAACCGAAAAAGAAGAAGAUUUAAACUCGAUUUUCAAAAUGAUCAAAUCAGAAUUGAUUGAUUCAAAUGGGUAUCCUCCUCAAAAUAUGAUACGAGCUAUUUUAAAUCUUGUUCUGUAUAAUAAUCGCUAUGCCAAGUCAUAUUUAUCUCUUGCUAAACAAAUAUCAGAUGAAUAUCAUGUCAAAGAGGUCAGCAACGUCAUACUUAUUUCAAACUUCCUAUUUUAUAAAGAAUAUGGAAUUAAAUUAGACAAAUCUGAUGACUUCGAAAAAGGUGAUAUUAAAAAUCUGGAUAUUCAUACAGAGAAUACAAUAUACAAGGCAACUAUGAAUAACGACAAAGAAAAUUUCAUCAUAUUCACAGAAAGAGAUGGAUUUGAUAAAGAUCAAAAGCUUGAAAGCGAUUUAUAUCCAUAUUCUAAGAAAGGAUAUUCAUUACUUGAAUUAUGUUGUUACCAUGGAGCAGUUGAUUGUUUCAAGUUAUUAAGAUCGAAAUUUAACUCAGAAAUAACUAAAACAUGUCUAGAAUUUUCAUUUUUAGGAGGAAAUCCAGAGAUCAUGAGUGAAUGUUUGAAAUAUCAAAAACCAGAUGAAGAAUGCAUGGAAUAUGCAAUUAUUUCACACAACAUUGAUUUUGUCACAUUCUUGAUGAAUGAAUACAAUAUAGAGAUCGAUUUAGAAUACUGUGGAAUUUACAAUAAUCUUGAAUCCUUUUUAGUUUAUUUCGAUCAAACUAAUGAUAUAAACAAAUGCUUUGUUUAUUCUCCGAUUUUUAAUAUUCCAUCCUUUUUGGAAUACUUCCUUUCACAUGGUGCGAAUAUCAAUGAAAAAGAUGAAAAUGGAGAAACUGCUCUUCAUAAAUCAGCAUGGUAUAAUAGUAAAGAAGCUGCAGAAGUUCUUAUUUCACAUGGAGCGAAUAUCAAUGAAAAAGAUGAAAAUGGAGAAACUGCUCUUCAUAAUGCAGCUCGGAAUAAUCAUAAAGAAAUUGCAGAAGUUCUCAUUUCACAUGGUGCGAAUAUCGACGAAAAAAAUAAAUAUGGAGAAACCGCACUUCAUAAAUCAGCAUGGUAUAAUAGUAAAGAAGCUGCUGAAAUUCUCAUUUCACAUGGUGCGAAUAACGAUGAACAAGAUGAAAAUGGAGAAACUACACUUCAUAUUGCAGCAAAUGAAAACCAUACAGAAAUUGCAGAAGUUCUCAUUUCACAUGGUGCAAAUAUCGAUGAAAAAAAAUUAAUAUGGAAAAACCGCACUUCAUAUUGCAGCAAAUGA
Molecule: messenger RNA, 1362 nt
Organism: Trichomonas vaginalis G3
Lineage: Eukaryota; Parabasalia; Trichomonadida; Trichomonadidae
Product: protein ubiquitination
Exons: 1
Coding region: 1-1362 (453 amino acids)
Molecular function (GO): protein binding
Source: RefSeq, a predicted model, not a curated record